AUGUCUAAUUUCUCUUUGGUAGAGGUGCGUGGAGAAAAGACCCAGUUUUUUCUUUCCCAAGUAAGCGAUAUCAAAAAAUUAUCAGUACUAUCCCUAAAUCAAACCAUGCCAAAGAAAAAUGUACAACGGGAUAUACUUUCCAUGUUUGGGAAUAAUGUCUCUAAGGAUAGCAAGAUAAAGAAACCGAGUGUAUCCCAAAGUGUUUCCACCAUUACGUCGAAAGAACUCCUAGUACAAAAACUAAGCAAUUCGAAUUUCAAUUCCACUUUUGAGAACAAUUGGACUAUAGAAGGGACUUUCUUGAUUCGAAAUAUCUCUUUCAAUCAUACUUCAGUAGAGAUAGAAUCUCUGAUCAAAGUUGCAGCAUUUGAUCUAGAUGGAACUUUAAUCAGUACAAAGUCUGGUGGUACGUUUUCAAAAAGUCCCAGCGAUUGGAAGUGGUGGAAUGAUAAAGUACUAGACAAGUUGAAAGAUCUAUAUAGAGACAAUUAUCUAAUUGUCAUCUUUUCUAAUCAAGGUGGAGUGGUAGCGAUUCCAUUAAGUAAAUCUUACUUGAAUUUCACGACAAAAUUGAAUAGCAUCGUUAAGGAAUUAAAAGGUCGUGAUAUUUUGGAUAGAAUACUGAUAUAUGCAGCCCCUAAGAAGCCUUCUACUAAGAAUAGUAAAAGCACUACCAACACUAUCAAUGAACAGAUGCAUGCAAAAAUGAGGAAACCAGAAACUGGUAUGUGGGAUACAUUUCUAGUCGAUCUCAAGAGGUACGGCAUUACACUGGAUAUUAAUUAUAAAGAGAGUUUCUUUGUUGGAGAUGCAGCAGGCCGAAGCAAGGAUUUUCUGGAUAGUGAUGCAUUAUUUUCUAAAAACAUAAAUUUAAAAUUUAUAACCCCAGAGGAACUAUUUACAUGA
This is a messenger RNA of Candida albicans SC5314, 906 nucleotides long. RefSeq names its product polynucleotide 3'-phosphatase. Bases 1 to 906 code for a protein of 301 amino acids. Gene Ontology annotation, biological process: DNA repair. Lineage: Eukaryota; Fungi; Ascomycota; Pichiomycetes; Serinales; Debaryomycetaceae. Gene Ontology annotation, molecular function: double-stranded DNA binding; ATP-dependent polydeoxyribonucleotide 5'-hydroxyl-kinase activity; polynucleotide 3'-phosphatase activity. The record is from RefSeq and is a predicted model, not a curated record. The transcript has a single exon.